Brassica napus (rape) is the source of this 3214-nucleotide messenger RNA. Its product is annotated as mannosylglycoprotein endo-beta-mannosidase. The record is from RefSeq and is a predicted model, not a curated record. The transcript is spliced from 12 exons. The coding region runs from base 231 to 3068 and encodes 945 amino acids. Gene Ontology annotation, molecular function: hydrolase activity, hydrolyzing O-glycosyl compounds. Gene Ontology annotation, biological process: carbohydrate metabolic process. NCBI's taxonomy places the organism in Eukaryota, Viridiplantae, Streptophyta, Magnoliopsida, Brassicales, Brassicaceae.
UUAUGAUUAUGGAGGUGUGUCACUGUCGUAUUUUUCCAUUUCAUUUGUGUGACACGUUCUCGCUCUCGAUCUUUACCACACUGAUACUACACGCUUUAGCUUACCCAAAAAAUACUCCAUACGUUAGCGAGUGUUGUUCUCUCUCUCUCUAGUCCAGUUAAGUUUCUUCAACUUUGUAACGAAGCGACGACACGUAGCACCAUCCCAGUAACCUUUGAUCAGAAACAACAAUGGCGCAGAUCGGAAAGACGCUACUCGAUUCCGGCUGGCUAGCUGCCAGAUCAACAGAAGUUAACGACGACGGCGAGAAGCUCACCACCACAAAUCCGCCGUCUCUCGGUCCCAAAUCUCCGUGGAUGGAAGCCGCCGUACCCGGAACUGUUUUGGGCACCUUGUUGAAGAACAAAUCAAUUCCAGAUCCUUUCUAUGGAUUAGAAAACGAGACUAUCACUGACAUUGCCGAUUCCGGAAGGGACUACUACACUUUCUGGUUCUCCACACAGUUCCAUUGUAAACGGUUGUUGAAUCAAUACGUGCAUUUGAAUUUUCGUGCCAUCAACUACUCUGCUGAGGUGUAUUUAAACGGCCACGAGAUUGUGCUUCCCAAAGGAAUGUUUCGCAGACAUACACUUGACGUUACUGAUAUUCUGCGUCCUGAUAGCGACAAUCUACUUGCUGUUAUCGUUCACCCCCCUGAUCAUCCUGGGACUAUACCUCCCCAGGGAGGCCAAGGUGGUGAUCACGAGAUUGGGAAAGAUGUAGCUGCACAGUACGUGGAAGGUUGGGAUUGGAUUUGUCCAAUAAGGGAUCGGAACACUGGCAUAUGGGAUGAAGUGUCAAUAUCUGUUACCGGGCCUGUAAGAAUAAUUGAUCCCCAUUUGGUCUCAACCUUCUAUGACGAUUACGAAAGGGCCUACUUGCAUGUGACUGCUGAACUUGAAAACAAAAGCACUUGGAAUGCUGAAUGUUCUGUGAAUAUUCAAGUAACAGCCGAACUCGAGAACGGUGUUUGUUUAGUAGAGCAUCUUCAUACAGAGAAUGUUCUGAUCCCUGCUCGAGGAAAUAUUCACCACACAUUUAAACCGCUCUAUCUAUAUAAACCUGAACUGUGGUGGCCCAAUGGGAUGGGAAAGCAAAACCUCUAUGACGUCUUGAUCACUGUCGCUGUGAAAGAAUUCGGAGAAUCUGAUUCGUGGAUGCAGCCAUUUGGAUUCCGUAAGAUUGAGAGUGAUAUUGAUAGUGUCACUGGUGGAAGGCUGUUCAAGAUCAAUGGAGAGCCAAUAUUCAUCCGCGGUGGUAAUUGGAUACUAUCAGAUGGGUUGUUACGCCUCUCCAAAGAACGUUACAGAACGGACAUAAAGUUCCACGCAGAUAUGAACAUGAACAUGAUCCGUUGCUGGGGUGGUGGGUUGGCUGAAAGGCCGGAGUUCUAUCACUUUUGUGAUGUCUACGGUUUGUUGGUCUGGCAAGAGUUUUGGAUCACUGGAGAUGUUGAUGGAAGAGGUGAUCCAGUAUCAAAUCCAAACGGACCACUAGACCAUGACUUAUUCCUUCUAUGUGCUCGUGAUACCAUCAAACUUCUGAGAAACCAUCCAAGCCUUGCUCUUUGGGUUGGUGGAAACGAACAAGUUCCACCAGAAGACAUAAACGAGGCUCUGAAGCAAGACCUGAGGCUUCACCCUUAUUUCACAACGCAACUGUUACCAGACGAGGAUUCAGAUCCUAGUGUUUAUCUUGACGGUACCAGAGUUUAUAUUCAAGGAUCCAUGUGGGACGGCUUUGCAGAUGGAAAAGGAAACUUCACUGACGGACCUUAUAAGAUUCAAUACCCUGAAGAUUUCUUUAAAGACACAUAUUAUGAGUAUGGGUUCAAUCCAGAGGUCGGUUCGGUUGGAAUGCCAGUUGCAGAUACUAUAAGAGCGACAAUGCCUCCGGAAGGUUGGGAGAUUCCUUUGUUUAAGAAAGUUUCAGACGGGUUUGUGGAAGAAGUGCCGAAUAGAAUGUGGGACUACCACAAGUACAUUCCAUAUUCUGAACCUGGAAAAGUUCAUGACCAGAUUCUGAUGUACGGUACUCCAGAGAACCUCGAUGACUUCUGCUUGAAGGCUCAACUGGUGAACUACAUUCAGUACAGAGCUUUAUUCGAAGGGUGGAGUUCGCAAAUGUGGACAAAGUACACGGGUGUCUUAAUCUGGAAGAACCAAAAUCCAUGGACUGGUCUCAGAGGUCAGUUCUACGAUCAUCUUCUUGACCAAACAGCCAGUUUCUAUGGCUGCCGUUCCGCUGCAGAGCCAGUCCAUGUCCAGUUGAACCUGGCAAGUAACUUCGUUGAGGUUGUGAACACGACUCCUAAAGAGCUAGCAGAUGUGGAGAUAGAGGCAUCGGUAUGGGACCUAGACGGUAACUGCCCGUACUCCGAAGUGUUUAACAAAGUCUAUGCGCCGCCAAAAACAGCUGUGAAAAUAUCAGAGUUCAAGUACCCGAAAUCAGAAAAUGCAAAGCCUGUGUAUUUCCUUCUUCUCAAACUGUACCGUGCCUCAGACAAAACGGUUAUAUCCCGGAACUUCUACUGGCUACAUCUGCCUGGGAAAGAUUACACGCUCUUGGAGCCAUACAGAAGGAAGCAAAUACCUCUCAAGAUCACUUGCAAUGCAGUUAACGUCGGUCCAGAGUACGAGCUGGAGAUCAACGUCCACAAUACAUCUAGAGCUGACUUAGCCGAAAACGCUCUUCAGGACGAUGGAAAACACGGUGUGGGUUUGCUCCAGAAGCUCUUUAGUAGAUUUGGUGGUACUGAAGAUAGCAACCGCGGAUUGAAAGUGGUGGAAAUGAAGGGAUCUGAUCCAGGAGUUGCUUUCUUUCUUCGUUUUUCAGUCCACAAUGCAGAGGCAGAGAAACAAGACACGAGGAUUCUGCCUGUACACUAUUCAGACAACUACUUCUCACUAGUUCCGGGUGAAUCAAUGUCUUUUAAGAUCUCAUUUUCAGCUCCUACAGGCAUGAAGAAGCCUCCUCGUGUUAUGCUUCGGGGAUGGAACUACCCUGACGGGUUUACUGUUUUUGGUUAAGGCAAAUUACUUUUCGUGUGCAAAGUCAAAACACUUUCACUAAAUGGAACUUUUAACACAUAUUGUAUUGGCAGCUCUCUAUAAUAUGCACCCAACACUCUUUAGAUUACACAGAUUUGGUACAUUCAAAGAGCAUUUCAGAAUCA